AUGAAUUUAAAUUUAUUUUUAAUAACAUUAAGUUUUUGUUAAGAAAUUUGUAAUUUAUGUAGCAAUGAAGUUAUUUAAACAAGUGUGAACUGUAGAAAAACACAGCGUAUAAUCUGUGUGAAGACAAAAAUACUAUUGAAUUAUGGCUAUCAUAAGAUUUUAUAAAAUACCUGGUUUAAAAUCAGGUCAACUUAAAAAUAAAUUCAAUGAUUUGACUCAUAUAUCAAAUCUAAUAACUGGCUUAGAAACUGAGUUGUGUUAUUAUGUUGAAAUAAAAGAAUCUUUAAGCAAUGAAGAGCUAAAAGUAUUAAAGUGGAUUUUAACUCCUCCACUGGAACCGGAUAAUUUAAAAAAUAAUAGUAUAUUUGAUGAAGAAUUGGAUAGCUAUCUAAUUAUUGAAAUUGGUCCAAGGUUGAAUUUUUCCACAGCAUUCUCCAGUAAUGCUGUAUCGAUUUGUAAAUCAGUACAUUUACAUAAAAUAACUAGAAUUGAAGUCACAACUAGAUAUUGCAUUAAACAUAAUGGUGUAAUUGAUAAGAACGUGGAAAAUGCUAUAAUAGAUGCUUUGCAUGACAGAAUGACUCAGUGCAGAUACCUGAAACCAAUAGAAACAUUUGAUCAUGGUUUUAGACCAGAAAAGUGGUUUGAAGUAGAUAUUUUGAAAAAUGGAAGAAAAGCACUAGAAGAUGUAAAUUCAAAAUUAGGUUUGGCAUUUGACAGUUGGGACUUAGAUUUUUAUACAGAUUUGUUUCUCAACAAAUUAAAGCGCAACCCAACUAGUGUUGAGUGCUUUGAUUUAGCACAGUCUAAUAGUGAACAUAGUCGUCAUUGGUUUUUCAAAGGUUCAAUGAUUAUUGAUGGUGAAGAAAUGAAAGAAUCAUUAAUUGAUAUGAUUAUAGAAACACAAAAGUAUUCAAAUCCAAACAAUACAAUUAAAUUUAGUGAUAAUAGCAGUGCCAUUAAGGGAUAUCAAAUAAAAACACUGCGACCAAAUGAAACUUUUACCUGUAGUCCUUUUUGCUUGGAAAGUGUAGAUCAAGAUCUUAUAUUUACUGCAGAAACUCAUAAUUUUCCAACUGGUGUUGCUCCAUUUAGUGGAGCUACAACUGGAACAGGAGGGAGAUUAAGAGAUAUUCAAGGUGUUGGUAGAGGCGGAUUUUACAUUGCUGGAACUGCUGGAUAUUCCGUUGGUAAUUUGCAUAUUCCAGGAUAUGAUCUACCAUGGGAAGAGAAAAAUGUACCAUAUCCCAAUAACAUGGCUUCACCAUUAGAAAUUAUUAUUGAAGCUAGUAAUGGAGCAUCUGAUUACGGUAACAAAUUUGGAGAACCAGUUAUAUGCGGUUUUGCUCGUUCUUUUGGGAUGACGGAUCAUAUGGGCGUUAGACGUGAAUGGAUUAAACCUAUUAUGUUUAGUGGAGGACUUGGCACAAUGGAUAGUAACAUGUCACAGAAAGUUUCUCCACAAAAAGGUAUGGAAGUCAUAAAAGUCGGUGGUCCUGUAUAUAGAAUUGGUGUAGGGGGUGGUGCAGCAAGUUCAAUUGAGGUACAAGGUGACAAUAAAUCAGAAUUAGAUUUUGGAGCAGUGCAAAGGGGUGAUCCUGAAAUGGAACAAAAAUUAAAUAGAGUCGUUCGAGCAUGCACUGAAAUGGGACAAAAAAAUCCAAUACUUAGUAUACAUGACCAAGGAGCUGGAGGAAAUGGUAAUGUCUUGAAAGAAUUAGUGGAACCUGCAGGUGCAGUGAUCUUUGCAAAGAAAUUUGAAUUAGGAGAUCCAAGUAUCAGCACCUUAGAACUGUGGGGAGCUGAAUAUCAGGAAAAUGAUGCAAUUUUAUGCAAACCAGAAGAUGUUAAUUUGCUAAAAGAAAUAGCGGCGCGAGAAAAAUGUCCUAUUAACUUCGUUGGAACAGUUACGGGGAAUGGAAAGAUCAUUCUUUCAGAAGAAAGUGAUUGUGACGCUUCAAAGUAUUUAAGCGGAAAUUACGAACCGGAAACAAGACAUCCAGUUGAUUUAGAUUUAGAACUGGUACUUGGAAAAAUGCCCCGUAAGACCUUCAAUUUUCAAAGACAAGUAAUAAAUUUCCCUGCUGUGGAACUACCACCAAGUUUAACUGUACCAGUUGCAUUGGAAAGAGUCUUACGUUUACCUUCAGUUGGAAGUAAACGGUAUUUGACUAAUAAGGUUGAUCGUUGUGUUACGGGAUUAAUUGCACAGCAGCAGUGUGUUGGUCCUUUACAUACCCCUCUCGCUGAUGUUGCUGUAACUGCAAUUUCUCAUUUUUCUACGGUUGGUAUAGCAACUUCUAUUGGAGAACAGCCAAUAAAGAGUCUCGUGAAUCCAACAGCAGGAGCUCGUAUGACCGUAGCGGAAGCAUUGAGUAAUUUAGUUUUUGCACGUAUUUCUCAUAUACAGGAUAUCAAGUGCAGUGGAAAUUGGAUGUGGGCUGCUAAAUUACCAGGGGAAGGAGCUGCGUUGUACGAUGCAUGUACUGCUAUGUGUACUUUUAUGAAUGAAUUAGGUGUCGCAAUUGAUGGUGGAAAGGAUUCUCUUAGCAUGGCUGCACGAAUCGGUAAAGAUGUUGUUAAAGCACCGGGAACACUCGUAGUUUCUUGCUAUGUCCGAUGUCCUGAUAUUCAACAGGUAGUUACACCCGAUUUAAAAGCACCUGCUGCAGGAAAAAGUGGUUACAUAUUGUUCGUCGAUUUAUCAGAUGGUCAGAGUCGAAUUGGUGGUACAGCUUUAGCUCAGGUUUAUAAUUUUCUUGGUAAUGAUGUUCCUGAUAUUCGUCAAGUUAGUACCUUUAAAAAUGCAUUCAAAGCUACUCAACGUUUGAUCACAGAAGGAAAAAUAUUAGCGGGCCAUGAUAUUAGUGACGGUGGACUCAUCGUGUGCCUUUUGGAAAUGUGUUUUGCUGGUAUUUCUGGAAUGAAUAUUAACAUCUCUCAUAAAGCAGGUUCACCGCUUGAAAUUUUAUUUGCUGAAGAAAUUGGAUGGAUAUUAGAAGUUGAUAAAGAAAAUCAUAAUUAUGUUUUGGAUAUAUUUAAACAAUUUAACAUUCCUAUAUAUACAAUUGGACGAUCCAAAGGAUUUGGAUUAUCAUCAGACAUAAAUAUCAAAGUGGACGGGAAAACAGUCUUGGAUUCAACAGUUUUAUCUUUAAUGACUUUAUGGGAAGACACUAGUUAUCAAUUAGAACGUAGACAAACGAAUGUUGACUGUGCAUUUGAAGAAUUUGAGGGAUUGAAAUCCAGGACAGCACCAGCUUAUAAGUUAACAUUUAAUCCUGACGUGAAAAUUUUGAACGUUCAAGAAAAUCUAUCUUCAAAUAUUAUGGUUGCCGUGAUAAGAGAAGAAGGAAUAAAUGGUGACAGAGAAAUGGCUGCUUCUUUAAUACAAGCUGGUUUUGAAGUUUGGGAUGUAACAAUGCAAGAUCUGUUACAAAAUAAAGUUACAUUUGAUAGAUUUAAGGGUAUAAUAUUUCCUGGUGGUUUCAGUUAUGCAGAUGUUCUGGGUUCUGCUAAAGGAUGGGCUGCAAGUCUUUUAUUCCAUCCUUCUCUACAAAAACAAUUAAAAGCAUUUAUUUCUCGCGAAGAUACAUUCAGUUUAGGAAUUUGUAAUGGGUGCCAAUUGAUGUCUUUACUUGGAUGGAUAGGAAAUGAACCUGAUGAAGUUGGGAAGCCAGACGUUUACUUAGAUCAUAAUAUAUCAGAAAGAUUCGAAUGUCGAUGGAGUACCGUUAAAAUUAAUAAAUCGCCAUCGAUCAUGUUGAAUGGAAUGGAAAAUAGUGUUUUAGGAGUAUGGGUCGCACACGGCGAAGGAAGAUUUACAUUUAGAAAUAAUGAGGCUUUAAAAAAAUUAAAGGAUAAUCACUGUGUAGCUAUUAAAUAUACUGAUGAUUACGGUAAUCCCACCGAACGAUAUCCUCUUAAUCCUAAUGGAAGUACAGAGGGUAUUGCUGCAAUUUGCUCCGCGGAUGGUAGACAUCUAGCAAUGAUGCCACAUCCUGAACGCUGUACUCAAAUGUGGCAGUGGCCUUGGAAACCCGUAAAUUGGAAAUACAAAAUUUCACCGUGGCAGCGCAUUUUUGAUAAUGCAUAUGCAUGGUGUAGCUCAAAAUGUUAAUGCAUUGUAUUGUUAUUUUAGUCAACGUGUAAAUAAUACAAUUGUACAUUGCUUUUGCAAACUGCAAACUUAUACAAAUUUUAGUAAAGAAUCACGUUUUCUUAAUGUAAAAUUUCAAUUCACUAAAUAAGUCUGAUUUGAAUUAGUUUUCGCUUAAAGUGCCAGUCAUUAUAUGGGUCAUCUUACAAUGUUUAACAAUACUCAGUGCUGUAGGUUACAAAAUUCUUUAUUUUCUACUCUCUUAACAAAGUAUGGUAACAUCGUUUUGUCAAAUAUUAUAAAAAGGUAAAUUACAAUAAAAAUUCGUUAAUAUUUUAUUCAUAUUA
Messenger RNA from Megachile rotundata (alfalfa leafcutting bee), 4446 nucleotides. RefSeq names its product phosphoribosylformylglycinamidine synthase (gene Pfas). NCBI's taxonomy places the organism in Eukaryota, Metazoa, Arthropoda, Insecta, Hymenoptera, Megachilidae. Gene Ontology annotation, molecular function: phosphoribosylformylglycinamidine synthase activity. Gene Ontology annotation, biological process: 'de novo' IMP biosynthetic process. Gene Ontology annotation, cellular component: cytoplasm. The record is from RefSeq and is a predicted model, not a curated record.